Molecule: messenger RNA, 1256 nt
Organism: Ectocarpus sp. CCAP 1310/34
Lineage: Eukaryota; Phaeophyceae; Ectocarpales; Ectocarpaceae
Source: the annotation of a GenBank genome assembly
UUCCUCUAAAUUUGCGCCGUUGGGGGGCACGCAGAGGGGGUGAACCUCCCCUCUACGAACCCCCGAAACCACUUGGCUUUUGUGUAUCCACAAAGCUUCGGCACACGGAAGCCGAUAGCUCGGCCAUCAGGAGGUGAUCCCAAACAGGACUUCGAGGUCGUGUGGAUCAGGCAGGAAAAGCAUGCCUCGCAAGAACAGCAACAGGGUGGCGAACGUAAAGAAGAGGGCUCGUCGUCCCAAGGGGCGGCCGCCGGAGCGGGCGUGGGCGCAGACAUUAGCGCAGAUGAAAGCAGCAGCGGCAGCGGCGGCGCGGAGAAAGUCCCUUCGCACUCGGGGAGGCGAAACGUUUGUGCGCCUUCGAAACGGCGGCUUCAGUAACAGCUGCGGGCCCAUCUGCUUGUUGCAACAUGCGAUGAGUGAUAGCCUCCCGAUUGCUACCAUCGAGAGAGCCACCAAUGGCGAGAUCGCGUCUGAGGUACGAGGCGCCCUGCGGUACAUUCGCGACAUCACCGUCGACACCUCGCACGGCCACACCCUGAGUGUGCUCGACCCCGACGAGGAGCGUGAGGUUCACGGGUUCGAAGAUCUGGUGGAUUCCGCAGAGCGCGACAUCCUUUCGAAGCCGAUGUGGGACAAGAUCAUGCGCUGUCCGUACGGCUACUUCGAUGGCAGGGCGAUGAUGAUCGGGGCGGACGCUUUGGGUCUAGAUGGUCUUCUGAUAGUUCGGGUGGACAGCGCUGGAUUUUUGGUGGCGAUGGAUGGGAUGACGACCCCAGUUGCCGAAGCGAAGCAUCUCCCACUGCCCUCUGGUUUUGGUGGGCUCAAGAAAAGUCAGCCUCAGCUUGAAUGCCACCCCCACACGCCCAAUCCUCAAAGCACGUUUCAAAAUAGCGAAGGCGUGCUUGUAUGGCGGGCUCGUCACGACCCACUCCGGGCGCCGCCCUUCCUCGCAGAAGGUAUCCACAAAUGUGUCCGUCGUGGCAUCCAUAUGACUGUCUGCGACCAACCUGAGGAGGGUGACAAGGACCAGGAAAAGGCUUGAUUUUAAUAAUGGAGAAACGGCACAUUGAAGAUUUAAAUGACAGGAUCGUCUGCCAAUAAGGGUGGCUGAUGCCCAUGCUGUAGACUUUGUGUGUCCUAUAUAUAUAUAUAUGCUAGUUUUUACGCCAAAAGAUAACAAGGCUUCAACAAGACUUCGUAGUUCCAACAGGCACUUGGAAUACAGUGAUGGGCACCAUGAAGACAAAAAAAAAUAA